Molecule: messenger RNA, 1410 nt
Organism: Penicillium atrosanguineum
Lineage: Eukaryota; Fungi; Ascomycota; Eurotiomycetes; Eurotiales; Aspergillaceae
Exons: 1
Coding region: 1-1410 (469 amino acids)
Source: RefSeq, a predicted model, not a curated record
AUGGAAAUGAACGAAGCCGUGGAGCAAUGUGAGUUGCCGUCUUUCCAGCCCAACAGCAUUGCAGGUGAUGAUCUGGGGCUUACACUAUCCCCUGGGUCUCAGUCGCAACUGCCAGAUCCAUGGCUCCAGGAUGAAAAUCCCCUUGACAUUGGUAUCGACAUCGACCUGGACUUUGACCCCUUCACGGACUUCGAUCAGCUGGUCUCUCAACUAGACGACCCGAACAAGCGUGCGCUCGACGAGCUAUUUGGAGACAACAACAAACAAUGCAUCUCAUCGGAGCCCUUUCAAAUAAAUGGUUCGAACAAGCGUGCACUUGAUGAGCUUUUUGAGGAUAACGGCGGCAACCACAACAAAGAAGAAUGCAGCUUCCAAGAACCAAAAAAACAAAAAUGGGGAGAGCAGCAGAUUUUGCCGGCCAGGGAGGAAGUGUUGAAUAUUACGUCGACGGCCAAAGCGUCGAUUUUGCCGCCUGUUGCCCUGAAUACAUGCGCCACAAGCUCCGCAAGCUCUGCUAUCCAGCAGAAGUUCGGCCUUGGUCAACAGAGUAUCGCGUAUCUUGCAGAUGUUGAGGCAAGGGCUUGCAGGCCAGACCCGAAGCACAUCUCACCAUAUGGCUGUGUUGGAUAUCAUCCGUCGGCACCAAAUCUCCACUCGAUGCGAAUUCUUCCUGAGCCCUCUAGCGAGACACUUCAAUACCGACUGCAAAAUUCCAGGCGCAGAAUCGACUGUCUCACGGCUGAGCGAAAUAGGUACCGUGAUGCCUUGCUCAAGUACACCAGCAUCGAUCCGAAGACUGGUAGGCUGGGAAUACAUGUUCAAGAGACCGAAAUGGCAACAUUACGUCGAGUCUGUACCACCCAGCAACAGAGAGCCGCAAAAUUCAAGGUUGAAAUCGAAGACUGGAGGGGGAAGUACUGGGGUUUGGCUCAAACGCAUAACUCACUAAUUCGGGACUAUCAACACUGUCUUUCCGGAGUGCCAGAGCAUCGAAACGCGCCGAAUGAGUGGGAGAGAAGAUACGCCCAAUUGAGCCAGGCGUACAACGAUCUAUUGAGCACGUGCAAUCAGUCAAGCCUUCAAGACUCUCAAUCUGGGCACCUGAGGCCCGCAGAGAAACAUUUGGAAUAUCCAGCGCGUGGCUUCGCCCUCUCGGGUUCAAAUAUCUCCUACCCUUCUCCUGCAAAUUCUUCCUCUUCCCCCAUUCAUAUCUCUUCCAACCCUUCGUUACCUUUGAUUCAUCCGGGACUUUCUCCGAGUCCUCUCGAAGACCACGAUGCUACUGCAAGCUCGCAUAUUCAGCUUCCAGCCGGGAUGAACGACGCUCCAAACAUCCCAACCCGCUCACGAUCUAUGUCUCUCAAAGAAGUCACGGUGAUAGAUUUGACCACUGAUGACCCUUGCACCUGA